AACGAAUGUGCUGGAGGACAAACCUAUGUGGUUUGUCACCUGCUGCUGUUGAGGGAAAUGGUGCUGAGCAGAUAAUUAGUGGGUCAAAUGAAGUUCUGGGACCGUGUUGGGCAGUCGCAACAUCUGGUGUGCUUGUUCGGGAACAACUUUUUAAUGUAUCCAUAUGUCAUUAUAACCGUUUAAAGUUGCUCAGCCAUGGGGAAUUUUCUAAAAGGUUCAGUGGAACUUCAGACAUUGCAUCCCUAGAGGUGGCUGCACCCAUUCUCAUAAUAGGCAUGGUAAGGAGACCCCUGGAGAUGUCAUCUUCAUGAUAAACCGAGGUGAUGAGGUAUGCAUGGCCCAUCAACAUGACUGACUGGUGAUAUAAAAUCAUGAUACACUGAUCAAUCUCUGAGGACUUGUCAAAUAAGGGGC
Molecule: messenger RNA, 414 nt
Organism: Neltuma alba
Lineage: Eukaryota; Viridiplantae; Streptophyta; Magnoliopsida; Fabales; Fabaceae
Exons: 2
Coding region: 6-311 (101 amino acids)
Source: RefSeq, a predicted model, not a curated record